AUGGAGGCGGUGGCGGCCGCCGCGGCCAGGCUGGAGACGCUGCAGUUCGGCGGGGCGGGGGCGGGGGCGGGGGCGGGGGCGGGCCCCGGGACCCCCGAAGCCCCCGCCCCCCUCAUCCCGGGCUCCCCGGAGCCCCCCAGCCCGGAGCCCCCUGCCCGCCCCGACCCCCUUUUCCCGGCCCCCGCCGAGCCUCCUUUCCCGGCCCCUGCCCCCGUCCCGCCCCCGGAGCCCCUUCUGCCGGCCCCCGUUCCCCCCGCUCCGCAGCCCCCCACCCCGGGAUCCCGAGGGCCCCUUGGCGCGGCCCCGGCUCCCCCGGAGCCCCUUUUCCCGGCCUCUGCCCCUGGCCCCGCCCGCCCCGAGCCCGUUUUCCCGGCCUCUGCCGCCGUCCCGGCCCGCCCCGACCCCCCUGAGCCCCUCCUUUUCCCGGGCCCUGCCGCCCCCCCGGCCCCGGCCCCCCCGGAGCCCCCUUUCCCGGCCCCGGAGCCCCCCUUCCCGGCCCCGGCUCCGCAGCCCCUUAGCCCGGGAUCCCCCGGCCCCCCUUGCUCGGCCCCGGCCCCGGCCCCGGCCCGGCCGGAUCCCCCUGUCCCGGGCUCGGCCCGUGCCCCGGGCCCCCCGGAGCCCCCCCUUCUCCCGACCGCCGUUCCCCCGUUAGGGCAGCCCCCGCCCCCGGGACCUUUCGGGCCCCCUUUCGCGGCCCCGGCCCGGCCCGAUGCCCUUUUCCCGGAGCCCCCUGUCCCGGGCUCCGCCGAUCCCCGGCCCCCCACCCCGGGCUCAUUUGGUGACCAAAAUAACAUCCCAGGGAUGCCAGAGAAAUCCCUGCUGCCGUUGCCUCGGGGCCCUGAGAAACGGAAGAUGUGUGCUCAGUUUCUCAGUGUGCACGGCAGUGAUAUUGAUGACUACCCACAGUGCACAAAUAAACGUUAUGUGGUGAUGAUGGAGAUGGAAUCCUUUGCCGGGAACAACGGAAUAAGCCCCCAGGAGAGAACCUUCAAGAAGGAAUUGAUUAUAGCGAUAAGUUUGUGUAGCGCCGAUCACACGCUCUCCUCCCUCCUGGUCAGGGAAAACUUGUAUUCUAGAACCUGCGCCUUGAUCGAUGCACGUGCUCACAACCGUUUCGUCCAGGAUCGUGGCGUGUUCCGUCCAGAUACUGACACAGAUUCAGAUAGUUCAUCCUCCUCUUCCUCCUCCUCUUCCACCUCUUCGUCAUCUCUAUCACUUCCACCAGUGGUGUCGGAUGGGGAAGACGAUCUACAAGCUGAAAAGGAUAAUAAAGCAUGUCCUCUUAAAACAAAAGAUGAACUGCUUCUUGAAGAGCUGCCUUCUGUUGAAGAGCUGACUAUAAUUUUGCCUGAAGAGGUUGAACUGAAACCUUUUGGGGUGGUUUCAAGCAUAAUUGAACAGUUGGUAAUUAUUGAGUCCCUAACUGACCUACCUCCAAUUAAUGAAGAGAGUAUCAUUUUUAAAGGAGACCGGCAUGCAGCUGGAAAGAUAUUUGAGAUAUUUGGUCCUGUUUCACAUCCAUUUUAUGUGUUACGCUUUAACUCUUCAGAACACAUUGAAAAAAAGUCUAUUAAACUAAAGGAUACGAUGUAUUUUGCACCAUCAAUGGAAGACUUCACUCAGUACAUAUUCACAGAGAAAUUAAAGCAAGAUAGAGGAUCUGAUGCAUCAUGGAAGAAUGAUCAAGAGCCACCUCCAGAAGCUCUGGAUUUCAGUGAUGAUGAAAAAGAGAAAGAAGCAAAACAGAAGAAAAAAUCCCAGUCCCAAGGAAGAAAAAAACUGAAACCUGAAUCAAAUGAUCCAGGUGGAAAUUAUGGAGACGUGCGCCAACACUGGUCUGCUCAACGCCUGUUUUCAGAACACCCAAGAGGAUACCAAAACAGAGAGUUCACGCGGGGCUUUCCGAGGGCUAGAUAUCCUCAGGCCUGCUAUCCAAGGCCAGCUCCUCAACAGUACUUCUCUUCCCAACACAUUGUUUCUCAUGAAUCUUCUUUAGCAUUUCUCCCGCCUCCUCCUCCUCCUCCUCCUCCUCCUGACAGUCCCAUUAUGCCACCGUACCCUUUCCCUCCUCCGGUAUUUGACCUGCAUCAUUUUCCGCCUCCCCCUCCUCCCCCACCUCCACACUUAAACAUGAGUUGGCCGGUGCCUGAUAUGACCGCUCCUCACUCAAACAGCUCUGCUUAUUCCCAGUUUCCCCCUCCGCCCCCACCCCCACCACCUCCUCCUUCUCAAGGUGGGCAUUCCUCACAAUUCACUCCUUAUUAUUAAGCGAAUCAUCAUUUUCAUCAUUCCUGCAUUGAGAGCUGCGUUUCCUAACCAAGAGAUAUAUACUACUACAUAUCUCUACUUAUAGUUGUACCUACACAGCGUAUAGUAGCAUGUAACGGUGAUUCAUGGACUACUAUAUGGAACUGUUUCGGGGCAAAGUGAAGCGGGAGGUAACUUUGUGUAGAACUUGAUAAAGAAUAAACAGCCCAACUGUGACUUUUCAUUUAUUGAGUGCUUUCCGUGUGCGGAACCCUUAGGAAAGUACAAUACAGUAGAGUUGGUACACGUGGUUCCUUCCCACAAGGAUUACGUACUAGAGAGAAGAAAAUGCAGUGAGGAAAAUAACACAACACGGUCUCAAGCAAAAAUCCAAUUGGGCAUAGUCUGCUCCAUUUACUAAGCUAUGAUUCAAAAUUCUUUAGCAGCGUUUGCUUCAGAAGAGGUGCCUGGGUUUUCUUCAGGGAUUUAAAGUUUAAUUGAAUACAUAUCAAUUCAAUGUAUGUCGUAAUAUUUUUGUACGUUCAACAAAUGGAGAUUUCAGACUUAUUAAAUAAACAAUAUUUUUAUAAACUAUAA
This is a messenger RNA of Tachyglossus aculeatus (Australian echidna), 2844 nucleotides long. It is a transcript of the gene NAF1, whose product is annotated as nuclear assembly factor 1 ribonucleoprotein. The transcript is spliced from 12 exons. Gene Ontology annotation, cellular component: sno(s)RNA-containing ribonucleoprotein complex. NCBI's taxonomy places the organism in Eukaryota, Metazoa, Chordata, Mammalia, Monotremata, Tachyglossidae. Gene Ontology annotation, biological process: box H/ACA snoRNP assembly; ribosome biogenesis; pseudouridine synthesis. The record is from RefSeq and is a predicted model, not a curated record. Bases 1 to 2268 code for a protein of 755 amino acids. Gene Ontology annotation, molecular function: RNA binding.